AUGAUCAGUCAUUUGUUAUCAGAACAUUAUUUUUUUACUUCUUUCAAUCAUCGUAAGCAGUAACCUCUGGAUAAUCAUAUUUCAUCAAAUAAAAUCUUUAAAAAAUCAGAAAUAUAAGGUUGUUGUCGAAAUCUAAAAAAUAGACAUUUAGAUUGUAAAGGAGAAUAAUAUGAAAAAAGAGAUCUAAGUAAUGCAACUAAUGAUAAUUAAUUGUUAAAGCCUGAAACUGUAAGGUAAAACAAUCAACUUAAAUCAAAACCAGCAGUUUCAAGAUAUAUGAAGAAAUUAAUCAUUUCUAAUUUUAUAGAAAAUAGAUAAACUUUUUAUUCUUGUACUCCUAUGCAACCAAUAUAUGAUUAAUUUCUAAAUAGAUAUGAAUAAAAAUAAAGAGAUAGAGAAUUUUAACAUCAUUAUUUUAAUCGUGUUUAUAAACAUCAUUUAAGCAAAGCUAUAUAGUAUACUUUAUCAUAAGUAUUAAACUUUCUUUCUUUUGAUGAUAUUUUCAAAGUUAAUUUAGAUUAAAGUGAUUUUCAUAAAUACCUAUAAAGAUAACCAAAAUUACUUAGAAAUUCUGUAAGUUCUAUAGAUUUAUUCAAUUUUCAAUAAUCAUAAUUUGAUAAUCAAUUUUUGACUACCAAUAGAAAGAUCUAAUUAAUUACUAAUGUAUUCUAGGAUCCUCAUUUUAAUGCUUAAGAUAGAUAAGUUCUAUAUUAAGUGAUUAUAUUUUAAAUAAAAUAAACUUAAAAAUCACUUCUUAAAUUAGAAAAAGCUAGUAAUGGUAUUAAAGCAUUGAAUAGGUUUUAGAUUAAAAAAGAAAGUCAUUUAGAAUAAUUAACAUAAAUACUUGAUUUUAUGUAAAAUAACUAUGAUAAACUUGUUAAAUUAAUAUGA
Molecule: messenger RNA, 891 nt
Organism: Paramecium sonneborni
Lineage: Eukaryota; Ciliophora; Oligohymenophorea; Peniculida; Parameciidae
Source: the annotation of a GenBank genome assembly